This is a messenger RNA of Racocetra persica, 179 nucleotides long. NCBI's taxonomy places the organism in Eukaryota, Fungi, Glomeromycota, Glomeromycetes, Diversisporales, Gigasporaceae. The record is from the annotation of a GenBank genome assembly.
AUGCUCACCCCACAACCAAACCCAACUACUCAAUUUUGGCCUACCCUUUGGUUUUUUUAUUAUGCUGAUACAGAAAAUUCUUCUAAUGAAGACACAGAUGAGGAUGUGGAUAAAGUAGAUUCUUCUGAUAAAAAUACAGAUAAGGGCAUGGAUGCAGUAGAAUUUUUUGAUAGCAACGA